UAGCAUUUCAUAACCUUUUCUUCCUCCUGUCAUUCUUCCCAUCACUUGUCCCGAUUUCCUAGCAGGAUUGUUCCAACAAUUAAAAUUGACACAUUCAUGCCUUCCUCUUACAUUUUUCAUCCACCAGCUUGACUCUGCGACGUUGCUCCUUUUUUAUUAUUAUUCUUAUUUCUAUAUUUAUUCGCCUUGUCGCUUGGAAAUAUUCAAUUAGACCUGCCCGAUAUCUACAACGCUACAGCAGAAGCAGGCAUCGCCCUCAACAACACCCAAGGAACUAGAGUGUGAGGCGUCUUGUUCGAGCGUUUCAAAACCUCACCUUCUCCAGCCUGCCAUCGUAUUUGAUCCCAGCCCAUAGCUCAUUCAGACCUUAUAAUUCAGCUAAUAGAAUCAGUCAUGAGCAAGGGAGGCAACAUCAAGGUCGCAGUGCGAUGUCGACCACUUAACAGCCGAGAAAUCGCGAAGCAGUCAGAAUGCAUUAUCCAAAUGGAUGGUAACAUGACCACGAUCCGACGGCCAGAGGAUGGAAACUUGAAGUCUUUUUCGUUCGAUCACUCAUACUGGUCUUAUGAUAAGAGCGACCCCAGUUAUGCGGGGCAACAGCGUAUCUACGAGGACUUGGGUGUGGAGCUGUUAAAUCAUGCUUUCAGUGGAUAUAAUACAUGCAUUGUAGCUUAUGGACAAACUGGCAGUGGCAAGUCAUAUUCAAUGAUGGGAUAUGGUGAAGAACGCGGAAUUAUACCUCUUUCUUGCCACGAACUCUUCCGGCGGAUAGAAAUGAACACAGAUCCAUCACUCAGCUAUCGCGUUGAAGUCUCUUAUAUGGAAAUUUAUUGUGAGCGUGUGAGGGACCUGCUAAAUCCUAAAAAUAAAGGUCAUCUUAGGGUGCGCGAGCAUCCAUCCUUGGGACCAUAUGUCGAGGAUCUAUCCAAGCUAAUGGUUACAUCAUACCAGGAUAUAGCAAAUCUAAUGGACGAAGGGAACAAGGCUCGAACAGUGGCUGCCACCAAUAUGAAUGAAGCAUCUAGUCGAUCGCAUGCUGUCUUCACAGUACUACUCACCCAAAAAAAACAUGACGCUGAGACUAGACUUGACACCGAGAAAGUAUCAAGGAUUUGCUUGGUGGAUCUUGCUGGAAGUGAGAGAGCAAACUCGACGGGAGCCACGGGCGCACGAUUGAAGGAAGGUGCCAACAUCAACAAAUCGCUGACAACGCUUGGUAAAGUCAUCUCAGCUCUUGCAGAUGCAUCCAGUGGUGCCACUAUUACUACUGCCAAAAAAGGACCAAAGAAACCAAGCGAAGUUUUUAUCCCUUAUCGUGACUCGGUCCUUACUUGGCUUCUAAAAGAUUGUUUGGGAGGAAAUUCAAAGACGACUAUUAUUGCGGCCUUAUCGCCAGCUGAUAUUAACUACGAAGAAACUUUGAGCACUCUUCGCUAUGCUGACCAAGCCAAACGUAUCAAGAACAAGGCUGUCGUGAAUGAGGACCCGAACGCCAAACUUAUUCGCGAGCUGAAGGAGGAGCUGUUGGACUUGCGGUCUAAACUCAGUAUUUAUGAUCCUAGCCAUGCCGGUGGGGACCUUAAGUCACCCAACUCAUUGGUCACUAUUGUCGAUCUUCAUGGGAAUACUAGGACUCUCUCAAAGGAACAGCUGCAAGAUGAAGUACAAGCUUCAGAGAAGAUCAUGGCUGAAUUGAACGAGACCUGGGAGGAGAAAUUGAGGAAGACCCAGGAAAUCCAACAAGAACGCGAAAGGACUCUAGAAGAGCUCGGUAUCUCAGUUGAAAAGGGUCAUAUUGGAGUUCAUACUCCCAAGAAAAUGCCACAUCUAGUGAAUCUAAGUGAGGAUCCUUUAAUGUCCGAGUGUCUUGUCUAUCAGCUCAAGCCAGGGAUCACCAUAGUUGGUCGUCUCGAUUCUUCUGUGCCAGCGGAUAUUAGGCUCUCAGGGACAAAUAUACAAGAUAAUCAUUGUCAUUUUGAAAAUAAUAGCUCCAGUGUGACGCUCCAUCCCGGAAAGUCGUCCAUGACAAUGGUCAAUGGUUUAAGAAUCACAAAGCCAAAGAAGCUUCGAUCAGGAUAUCGCGUCAUCCUCGAUAACAAUCAAGUCUUUAGAUUCAACCAUCCUGAAGAAGCUCGUCGCGAGCGAGAAUCAAUGCAAAACCAGACACCUGGCUCGAGCAUGGUUUCGUCCCCGACUGUGAGAACACACGGCAAUCUCUCAAAUGGAAUGGAGGACGAUCGUCCUGAAGAUCGGCCAGACUCUCCAUUGUCAUCAGGUUCAUUUCAGUCAGAGCUUUUCGAUUAUAAUUAUGCACGCAAGGAGGCAGUCAUUCAAGCGCACAUGUUAUCCGAAUCCAGCAUCAAUCAACUCAAGGAUCAGGAUUUGGAGGUACUAUUUGACAACAUUGCCAAGAUCCGAUACAUGCGUAAGAGCGUGAGGUCGGAAAGCCGCGCGGGGUCUCAUAUUGAUGACGAUCUAGAGUCAAGAUCUUCACGGAUAUCAUUCAAUGGGCGCUGGCAUGGAGAAGGAGGAAUGGGCGAAGACGGACGGGAAAGUCCGAUUCCAUCCUUGGAAACAUCAGCUUGGGCGUUAAAGGAGAAGCUACGCCUCGCUCAAGAGGAAAUGCAGUUGUUGAAUCAGCAGAAGCAAGAAUAUGAAGCUAAGAUCCAAAACUUAUCAGCUGCGGAGGCCAAAUCAGAUGAACUACUUGCAAAGAAGGCCUUGAUGGAAGAGCGUUUGCGUCAGGCUGAGGAAAAUCUCAUGAAAAAGCUUGAGCAGCAGCGGGAGCAAUACGAGGACAAAAUGAAACGUAUGUCUUUGGCAAGCACUUCAAGUCAGCAGUUGGACGAGUCUCAACUGAAAGGGAACUGCUCGGAUUAUGAGCUCAAGCUUAUUCGCAAAACGCUUGGGCAUUGGAAAGAGCAGCGAAGCAUGCAGAUGGCGGAAACAAUUCUUGCUAAUGGGGGUCUCGUCAAAGAGGCCAAUAUUAUCAGUCGUGAACUUAAAAAAAACGUGAUGUACCAGUUUACGGUCAUUGAGGCUGGCCAAUUGGCAAACCCAACAUCAUUCUGGGAGAAGCCCUUCGAUUCGCCUCAGUCUAACAAUAAUGAUGAAGAAACAUUGCUCUCCGGCCUGAAAAGACCUUGCAUUGGUGUCAAAGUCAUCGAUAGCAAACAUCAAUCUGUUUAUCUCUGGUCACUCGACAAGCUUAGUUUGAGGCUACCACGGAUGCGUAGUCUUUACAACCUCAACGAAAAGUUACAAUAUAAGAAGCAGUAUAAUCUGGAGGACCCCUUUUAUGAUACGCCUGCGCCACGGUUCACGUUUAUUGGAAGUGCUUCAAUUACUUUGAAGAGUCUGAUUAAGAUGCAGUUUAUGGAGAGCAUUGUUCCUAUCAUUUGCAGAAAUACAGGAAAGGUUGCCGGCCGAUGUCGGGUAGGGCUCACGCCUCUCAAUUUGAGUGAUCCCAAAGUCCGUUCUGGGCUUUCUCCUACGCUAUCAGUGCCCAACUCACCUACAAGACUUACCAAAUUAGCGCACAGCCGCAGUACUAGUCGUGCUCACAGUCGUGAGCGAUCUUACAUUGGUAGUGGCAAAGUGGAUGGAGUCUCACCAGCUGCCGUGGGCAUUGGAGACAAACUCUUAUUUGAGAUCUCUAUUCUCGCUAUUGAAGGACUUUCGGAGCAACAAUAUACCCAGGUUCAUGCUCAAUUUAGACUCUCUAAUUUUGGCGGCGUUGUACCAAAUUCGACAAGUGACAAAGUCUACGCAACUGAUACGGCGAAUGGCUUUGGAGACAAGCCCAUAUUCUUUGGAUACGCACAAUCGUUAUCCAUUGUUGUGACGGAGCCUAUAUUAGAUGUCUUGAGGAACGGAAGCUUACACUUCGAGGUCUUUGGUGAAGCCAAAAAGGCGACAUUAGAAGCUUCGGAGAGGUGGGAUAUUGAGCAAGAGCAGAUCGGCCAACAGUUUCUACAGCUACAGGAACAGCAGAAGUGUGGACAUGGUAACAAGCGAUCAUCGUUCGACAGCCUUAACUCCAUCAGUGUGAUUUCCGAACGCCGUUCAGAGGAUAAGCAAUCAUUAGAGGAGCAUCAUGAUGUUUUAGCUUUUGUUCAGAUCUGUGAGCCUGCUGCUGACGGAAGGCAUACACCUGUUAUGGUUCUGUCUAAUUCACCAUUGGACCCUGGUGCAUUUCAACUUCGACAGGGUUUACAACGUCGUAUCAUCCUGAAGUUGACCCAUACAUCUGGAAAACAAUUUCUUUGGAGUAGUGUCUCAAAUAUUUCAGUAGGCAGAGUUCGAUUGGUUGACAAUAAGGGCCACCUUGUUGAGUCAUCGCCAGGAGAUGAUAUAUCGCUUAAAAUUAUCCCUGGCCAGAAAGUUGAAUAUCCAAAGAAUGGAACCAGCGAGCUUGUUGUCCAAGCUUCUUGGGACAGUACACUUCACGACGCGCUUUGUCUGAAUCGGGUUACUACAUCUAAUUCACGUGUGAUGAUGACCGUUGCCUGGACAGUCGUAGCCGAACGGUGUGCAGAGGCCAUUCAUUUCCAAAUGGAUAUUGCAGUUCAAAUACAAGAGCGCGAGAAUCGUACACUCUAUAGGUUGACGUCAAUAUUGACGUCUACUAAUAUCCUGUCAAGAAUGAGUGGUCUUUUCUUACUUACUCUGAAGCCUAUCUUAAAGAAGCGGUCAUCUGAUGUUUGGCGAAUGAGCUUUACAGGAGAAUAUGUCCGAGGCGAAGAGCUUUUAGGAGGGUGGAAGCCGCGGGGAGUAUCACUUGUCAAUGAAUACAAGAAUAAGGUGGCCCUAAUGAACAAAAUAGAGAGCGUUGAGAAAACUAGACAGUGGUUGCAGCUCCACGGAGUAACGCCUCAAGAAAUAGGUACUACCGGUGUUUCUGUCAAGAUCGAGGGCAGUGAGAACAACACACCAUUGACGCCAAAUGUAAAUGGUGCAGACGGAAACUUAGACGUUCGGUCUCGUGAGUUGUUGGAAAGAAUAGUUCGACUCUGGUCUCGCAAACCACUUAUUCUUGAAGAGUUAUUGAAGAAGCAAGACAGUGCUUUGAAAAGUGGUGACGGCGAGAGUAUGAAGGUAUCUAGACGCUCAGUACGCUUCCAGUCCGAAGCGAAGUUUAUUACCAAGUGUGAAAAGGUAUCGAAGAAAGGCUAUCUAUGCUACCCUGAAGACAAGGAUGAUGUAUGGGUGAAGCGAUUCUUUGUAAUCCGUAGGCCAUACAUGUACGUCUAUGCCAACGACUCUGAGACUGAAGAGCUUACUGUUGUAAAUCUAAAGGAUGUCACUGUAGACUACAAACAGGAUCUUGAGGAGAUGCUUGAACGCCAGCAUGUCUUUUCGGUAUACGCUGCCAACAAUUCGUAUCUCAUGCAGGCAUCAUCUCGCGAAGAGAUGCGUUUAUGGCUAACAGAGCUCGAUCAGUUCUUUAAUCUUUCACGAGUCCCGGCUUAAUCAACUUUCUUUUUUUGUUUCAUUGCAAAUUAAUUUAUGCCAUGCUUCUUCUCGUAUUCCUGUAAAAUGUCAACGUCCAGGUUGCGUCGUUUGUUUUUAAUAUCAACAUCCAUCUCUGAUCGAUAUGUACCCUUUUAUCUUUGUUUGAAUAGUUGUACUUUUCCUUUUAGUUCCCCCUAUAGUCUAUAUACCAUACACAAUAAAGUGAAAUUCAUGCCUUUUU
Lobosporangium transversale is the source of this 5695-nucleotide messenger RNA. RefSeq lists its product as hypothetical. The record is from RefSeq and is a predicted model, not a curated record. Gene Ontology annotation, biological process: microtubule-based movement. The coding region runs from base 394 to 5472 and encodes 1692 amino acids. The transcript has 10 exons. Lineage: Eukaryota; Fungi; Mortierellomycota; Mortierellomycetes; Mortierellales; Mortierellaceae. Gene Ontology annotation, molecular function: microtubule motor activity; microtubule binding; ATP binding.